UCGGGUUUCUUUUCAAGUCUAGAAAACAUUUAAGAUUUUUCAUAUGGCAUCUUCUUCAAAUCUGAUCAGUAAACAUAAUGAAAACAAACUUCUGUUUCUGUCAUAUUAAACGAUAAUUAAAAUAAUAAUUUGUCAGCUAAAAGUUAUGUAAAUAUGUCUUAUGAGGCAGAUUUUUCUGUAAUACCAGGUUUUUCAGCCUCCAGUAGCUUAAAUAAAACUAGUUAUAAUAAGCCCCAAAGAUUUAUCGUGCGCAAUGGGUUGCGAUGGGAAGAAGAUGAAAGUGUAAAAGCACCCAAACUUAGCAAAGCCAGCCAUUUGUUGGGGAGCAGAAAUAUAGAUAAAGAACCUCAUUCUCCUAUCCUCAAGUUUAAUGCAUAUUAUUGCGAAAAGCUCGGAGAAGAUCCUGAAUCGGCUACGAGAUUUAGGAAAUGCAACGUUCUGUAUUAUAUAGAUGAUGAUGAUAUCAAAGUGUAUGAGCCAAGACAAAUAAACAGUGGUUGUCCUCAAGGAUGUAUUGUGGCCAAAGGAAGAUUUCAGAAACCAGACGGAACUUAUUAUUGUAUUGAUGAUCUCAAUAUUGGUAAAACUUUGGUGCUUAACGGAAGAGAAUACAAGCUAAUAAAUUGUGAUGACUUCACUAGAAACUUUCUUACUGAAAUGGGUUACAAGGUGCCACCACGCCUACCGGACGUCAUAGAUCCAAUAACAGAAGACAGAGAAGAAAGGAAUAAGCUCCGUUCAUAUCGGAAACCUACUGGCAAAACUUAUAAAUUAGCUCCCUUUUUGAAGAAUCAUCCAAAAAGACUUCGUUUCUUUGGUUACUAUGGAGAAGAAAAAAAUCUGUUCGAAGAGAAAAGAGAGAUUACUUUGUAUUACAACCUCGCCGAUGGUUUGAUUAAGAUCGUUGAAGAAAGAUGCAAGAAUAAAUGGAUUGAUGGCAGAUUCGACACUCGUGUGAUCCUCAGACCUACUCUGGUACCCAAAAACGUUGAUCCAGCCUUACCAAUUGGUGAAAUGGCUGAUCCGACUUUGUUGAAUCUUGCUCAUGAUGUUGAAAACGUUCUCAUUGGGGGAAAGUAUUAUAAAAUCCAAAAACCAACAUCUGUCUUAGUGGAUUCCAAUCCGCUAGAAGGCCGAAGAAGAUUCGUUGAGUAUUACACAGAUAAAGAUCUCGACCUAGGUGUAGAAUAUAACAUUUUUGGGUCUAAAGUUGUUUUGCAUGAUUGUGAUGAAUUUACAAAAAAUUAUUACCGUGCGACUUACAAUAAAGAAUUAAUACCAGUGCCCCGACCAGAAAUACCCCUUUUCAAAACUCACAAAUUAGUAUACAAACAUGAAGAGUUUGGUUCUUCAGAACAGACCAUCAGAACAAAUGAUCCAUUUACACCCAAACCCCUUGAAGAGCAUUUAUUGAAAGUCUUCGAGAAAGACAGAUUUGCGUAUGAAGUACGAGAGCUCAAGUUUCUUGCUCGCAUUGUAACGGACAACCCAGUGGAAAAAGAUCGUCGUUUCACUGUCCGGUGGUACAUGGAAGAUGAUACAAUGGACAUCCGAGCGUUGGAUUUAGAUUUCGAAAGGGCAAGUAUAAUGGAGCACGUGCACUUCAGGAGAAUGCGAGUGACAAAACCACAUGCCCAUUUAAGUAAUUUUGAGCCCUGUUUUUAUCAGCCAGCUGACAUGUAUGUCGGAAAUGUCAUUUAUGUCAGAACUAGACCUUUCAAACUCCUUGAAGCGGAUGAAUAUACGUAUAACUACAUGGAGAACUAUUGUAAUCAGUUCAAGUAUUCAAAUAUUAAAACAAUUAUGGCGGGGUUUAGAGAAUGGAUGAAGCAAAAGGUUGAAAGUCUCAAAUCCACGUUUCAGGAAAAAGAUCCAAACUAUACAGGCUUUAUAUCCUACGAAGAUUUUAAGGACGUGCUGUACGCUGAAAUGCCUGAAGAAAUUCGAGAGAAGUACCCCGAGCAUGCCAUUAAAACUUUAGCGCGAUAUUACGCGGAUGAAGAAGAUAUCGGGUUGAAGUUGGAUGAUCUUAUUUCUAGAGUCAAAACAGAACUAUACUGGAAAAAGUACUACGAUUUCGAAGACUUAAAAUUGGCAUUUCGAUUACAAGAUGAGGAUAAGACAGGAUAUCUUGAUCCCAAAAGAGUGUAUUUCGUAUUCCGAUCAUGUCUGGUACCUAUAAACCGAGAUCUUCUAAAAUCAUUUAUUUAUAAAUUCCCCAAAGUAGAUGGCAAGAUUAAGUUCGAUGACAUGAUAGAUGCAAUGAACUGGGCAGAAAAUCCUGAUGUUUACCAUAAACCAGAACCACACGCGGUUAAAAUCAACUGGGAGAGAAUCGAAACGAAGAAGAAUUUGCAAAAAAUUAAGUACAACCUUUUUUUGAUGAAUACCAUUAUGUAAACGGAGACAUCAAUUGUUUAUUAAUAGAUUAUUUGUGAAACCUAUGGUACAGUCUAGCUGUAUUUUUAAUAAAUAAUUAAAAUAACAAAUUUCAAUAAUUUUUAAACAAUAAUUAAAUUAAGAAAUGAUCUUUUUUUGAUCUAGAAUAAAUCUUUACAUAUA
Stegodyphus dumicola is the source of this 2562-nucleotide messenger RNA. RefSeq names its product EF-hand domain-containing family member C2-like. Lineage: Eukaryota; Metazoa; Arthropoda; Arachnida; Araneae; Eresidae. The record is from RefSeq and is a predicted model, not a curated record. Gene Ontology annotation, molecular function: calcium ion binding.